CAGCUGCUGUCAGACGCGUUGUUCGGAGUGGGAGUGCGUGUUGGAGUGAGGGCUAUGGACGAUUUAUCGACAGAUUCGCUUCUCAGACUGGAACAGUCUUCACUAAAACAAGCCACAUGGUGUAAUUUUGGCUCAUCCGCGGGCUUUAAAUAACCUGAAAAUGAAACGCAUGGACGACGGUCGAUGAUCUCUGUGUUUCCCGGUUGUUUGCAAAAGAAAUGUUUUAAGACUGGAUUGUCUCACUCGGAUAUGGCACAUCUUGGUUUCCAAUAAGAGAACUCCACAGCGUCAGACGCGUCUGCGGCGGCAGAGACCAGUGGAGGGACUCGGAAACUUGUUAGGUCUCUGUUUUGGAAUCGGAGCUGCCACGGCUGUCAUAGAGCGAGAUAAGGCCAUGUUGAACUCCCUCAUACUGAUGCUCAGCUGGACCGUGUUCUCGGAAGUGGCGAGAGCCCAGAAUGACACGGAGCCUAUUGUCCUGGAGGGGAAAUGCCUCGUGGUCUGCGACUCCAACCCGACCACGGACUGGAAGGCUUCGUCCUCCCCGCUCGGCAUCUCAGUGCGCGCCGCCAACUCCAAGGUGGCUUUCUCUGCAGUCCGGAGCAACAACCACGAACCGUCGGAGAUGAGCAACAAAACGAGAAUAAUCUACUUCGACCAGGUUCUUGUGAAUAUAGGAAACUACUUCACAUUUGAAUCAGUAUUUUUGUCCCCAAGAAAAGGCAUCUACAGUUUUAACUUCCAUGUCAUUAAAGUGUACCAGAGCCAAACCAUACAGGUGAACUUAAUGUUGAAUGGGAAACCAGUCAUCUCUGCUUUUGCGGGGGACAAAGAUGUAACACGUGAGGCGGCCACCAACGGAGUCCUGCUCUAUCUAGAAAAAGAGGACAAAGUCUACUUAAAGCUGGAAAAGGGAAACCUAGUUGGUGGAUGGCAAUACUCCACAUUUUCUGGCUUUCUUGUGUUUCCUCUGUAACAAAAAAAAAAAAGAAAA
Etheostoma spectabile (orangethroat darter) is the source of this 994-nucleotide messenger RNA. It is a transcript of the gene cbln4, whose product is annotated as cerebellin 4 precursor. Lineage: Eukaryota; Metazoa; Chordata; Actinopteri; Perciformes; Percidae. The record is from RefSeq and is a predicted model, not a curated record. The transcript has 3 exons. Bases 395 to 976 code for a protein of 193 amino acids. Gene Ontology annotation, molecular function: protein binding. Gene Ontology annotation, cellular component: synapse.